Pectinophora gossypiella (pink bollworm) is the source of this 1695-nucleotide messenger RNA. RefSeq names its product RWD domain-containing protein 4. The record is from RefSeq and is a predicted model, not a curated record. Gene Ontology annotation, molecular function: protein binding. NCBI's taxonomy places the organism in Eukaryota, Metazoa, Arthropoda, Insecta, Lepidoptera, Gelechiidae. The coding region runs from base 154 to 711 and encodes 185 amino acids. The transcript has 5 exons.
UCAAAUAAUUUAAUAUACCUACACGAUAUUCAUGAACUUUAUGUGAUAUUGAAACGAAGAUAAUAGUAAUACCGAUUUUACAGAUUCUAUGACGACAGUAUAAUCGCUACUCCACCAUUUUAAAAUAUCCGUGCAUUAUAAUAAAAAGGAGUAAUGUCAGACGAUGCAGAGCAACAGGCCGAGGAAGUAGAGGUGCUGAAGUCUAUCUAUGAAGGAGAUGAAAACUUCAAGCAAGUGGAUGAUAAAACUUAUCAAUACAAGUAUGUAGACGGAGAGAAGUCAUUUAUCCUGGAGAUCUCAUGGCCGCCCACUUAUCCCACGGAGAAACCUAAUUUUAAUGUUGAUAUAUUCUACAAUCAGAAUUUAAUACCCGCUGUGAAAGAAAAGAUCCUUUCAUUAGUGGACUUGGAGGCGAACCAAUGGCUCGGGUGCGCGAUGACGUACACGCUGUUUGAGUGUCUGAAGGAGAAGACAUCGGAGAUACUCGCGGAGCAGACAGAGGAAGCUAUCGUUGAGAGAGUGGAGAAAAUUGCUAUCACCGAUCCGACGGAAUCAUCUAAGAAACCAGAGAGGAAAGAGCAGUUAACGAAAGCCCAGAAGCGUCGUGCGUGGGACAAAGCCGAGUUGGGUCGAGGUGGGGAGAAGCCCCGUGGGUGGGAUUGGGUGGACAUCGUCAAACACCUCUCCCAAGCGCCCCACCAUCCCUCAUGACACUUGCAAGGGUAGCAUAGACAUGGAGGGGAUAUUACCUCUUUAACUUUAUAGAAUUUUCCAAAUGUUUAAUAUACAAUACUUAUCUAUCAUAUACAUCUUAGAACUUCGUCAUAGGAUAAAGAAUAAUACCACGUUUAGAACGCGAACUCUGCCCCGCGCCAUUUCGUGUCGGGCGUCGAUCUCACCCCCUUGGAGUCUUACUGUAAGCUCUGAAAGGCCGUAAACUGCUUAGGAGGAAGGGGGAGCGCGCUAUGACUCUGUCUCGCUCACUCUUACGUGUUAGGAAGCAAGAAUGAGGUGUUUAUCGUCGCUGAUUUCGCGAACUGACGUAUGUGCAAUUUUUGGCUAAACUGAUGACCUUUUACAAUUAUCAAUAAGACACAAAACACUGUAGCAAAAAAUGCACAUACGUCAGUUAGCAAAGUCAGCCACGUUAUGUAGGGUCUGGGAGUGUGACUUCGUAUCAAGAGUAGAUGGUAGUUGUCUUCUGUUUCCUCGUUACUCUGCUCACCCCAUUAGGGAUAACGAGCGUAAGUUUGUGUAUGUAUGUAUAAUAUCCUCGUAAGGCCCGGAUUUUGCAGACACAAUAGUUAAACAAUGGGAUUUGGAUUUUAAAAGGACUUUGGGCCUUACGACUUUAAAGACCAGUGGUUCCGAAAUUGAUUUUCACACUUAUCCUACGAGACAGAAUAAAAUCCCACGUACAUUCAUUUAUAAGCAAUAUCAUAUACGCACUUUAGAACUCUGUCGCAUUAACAUAUUUGACAUUUAGUGAGAGUUACGGUUCAAUUUAACAAAAAAGAUAAUGUGGCAUGGUAUUAAAGUGCAUGUAUACAUAUUUGUGUGGUUAUCUAAUGUUUUAUACGUAUUGUGUUCAGGUAGGUAAUGAAUAAUGUUUAAUGUAGUUUGGAAAAUUCUGUAGAAUCAUCGUUAGAGGAGAGUUGGUUAAUAUUACCAUAUAGAUAAAAAAAACACGGCAAA